This is a messenger RNA of Hydra vulgaris (swiftwater hydra), 3593 nucleotides long. RefSeq lists its product as uncharacterized. The record is from RefSeq and is a predicted model, not a curated record. Gene Ontology annotation, cellular component: plasma membrane; cytoplasm. Gene Ontology annotation, biological process: cell migration; cell surface receptor protein tyrosine kinase signaling pathway. Gene Ontology annotation, molecular function: protein binding. Lineage: Eukaryota; Metazoa; Cnidaria; Hydrozoa; Anthoathecata; Hydridae.
UUUAAUACUUUUACAAAUCAAACAGUUUAAAAAAUUAAAACAAUUAUGGGUUGGAACACGCUUAAAAGAAUGAAAAGUAAAGAUAAAGACAAAAACUAUAUGAUAAAAAAUGAUGCGCAACUAAUAAAUGGGGUGGUUCAAAUUAUAAACGAAACGCAGAAAACCAAGAACGAUUCAAAUAGUAGCACUACAAGCACCCUUAACAGCACCCUUAACACCCUCAACGCAAGUAACAGCACUCUUAAUAGUCCUGCAAGCAAGAGUAACAGUUCGUCUUGUGAGGUUAUAGAGGAUAAACUGAUACAGACUCUUUUAGCAAAAGCCAUAUAUGAUAACUUUGCAGAUGCACCAGACGAACUCAGUUUUCGUAAAGGAGAUAUUGUAACUGUAAUUGAGCAAGACGUAGAUGGUUUGUUAGGAUGGUGGCUGUGUUUACUUCACGGAAGACAAGGAAUUGUACCUGGUAAUCGGCUGCAAGUUAUUCCUCCUAUGGAACUAGACAAGUUUGAAAAAUCAACACGAAAGAGAGGCUCAUACGAAACUGAUGACUCUUAUGAUAGUGCAGAUCUUCUAGAAAAUGGCGGCCAUAGUUAUGAUGUUUUGCCGAAUCCUGUAAAAUCCAAUCCAACAACACUAACCAUUAAAGAUAUGUUUCAUAUACCUUUAAAAAAGGAUGUUAUAAGCAAUGAAUCGUUUAAUGUUACAUCAUACGAAAAAUCAAAAAAUCUAAUAAAAGAAGACGCAAAAGAUAUAUAUGAUGUUCCAUCAAAUCAGCAAGAAUUUUAUGACGUUCCAAAAUUCGAUAAGAAUGAAAAACUAAAUAAAACAGUUCAAAAUAUUACCUUAAAUAGAAACGAAAAUAAAUCUUUCGAUUCAUCAAAUAUAUCUCUUACCUCUGACGGAAGUAAAAUAUUAGGUAAUGAUCUUUAUGAUGUACCCGUUUGUGGAAAUAACGCAUUUUCAAAAAAAAACCAGUCUAUUGUUAACAAAGAUUCUUUAAAAGUUUCAAAACAAGAUAAAGGGUUAAGUAACGACCUUGAUAUUGCUACUUUGAUGGAUGAGAUAUAUGACUCUCCAUUUAGUGCGGAUUGUAAUAGUAAUACAAUAAAGCGCUCACCAAAGAGUAGCAAUCAAACGACGCCUCGUAACAGUAGACAUAGUCAAGAAUUAAAUACAUCAACAAAAGUAAGCAACGAAAAUAUUUAUAACAAUCUGUCAACAAAAAUCGAUAUGUUAAAUUUAAAAGACCAAACAAGCACGCAAAAAGUAGUCAACAAAACUGUUGCUAAGGUUUUUGAGGAAGUUUAUGAUAUUCCUUUAUUAAAAGGUAGCAAUCAUAGCGUUAAUCCUUUUCAACCAAAAUCAACUCCUACUAAAUCUGAAAAUGCUGAUGUGUACGAUGUUCCAUCAAAGAAUACUUCGCAUUACUUUGUUGAAGAUUAUAUUGCUGAUGACAUUUAUGACAUUCCCAGAUCUGGCACAGAACUGUAUGACACCCCGUUAACCAGAAUUCAUGAUCACAAUAACAGGACUCAGGAGCUUUACGACGUGCCUCAAAAUAAUAAAACAGUAAAUGCAGAAAUACGCAAAGACCCUUUGAAACGUAAUAUCAACCAAGAACUGAAUUACACAGCAUACUCGCCGCAUUGCAGAGAACGGAAAAAUAACCCUGGGAAUUUAGUUUUACCAGACACAAAUGACGACGAUUAUAUUGAUUAUCACGACAUCUGGAAUAACGAGCCACCGAAAGAACUUGCUCAAGAACACAUUACAUCUUCUUCGUCUUCUCAAAACAGAAAUAACAGUAACAGUAGUAACAGUAGUAACAGUAGCAACAACGCUGGAGAUCAUAAAAAAUCUUUACUUGAUCAGAUAAAUUUUGAAGCUGUUAAAGAAUUAGAUAUCACAGUUUCAGAAGCUCUUGAACGUCUCAGGAAACUUCAUUUAGCAGUAGAUACUUGCGUCCAUACACUUUUAUCAUUUUGCGUUAAUAACUGGUUAGAUAUCUCAUUCCUGCAAAACAAUAUUGUUGCAAUUCGAGACUAUUCAGGGAAAUUAAAAACAGCAUUACGUUUAUUGACAGAGUUUGGCCUUGGCACCUUGGUUAAUACAACACGAUGUGUAAAUGGAGAGGCAUUAAUGGAUUCCUUAAUAACUGACGUAGAAUCACUUUUGGAAUCAUAUUACAAAAUCAAAAUCUGUAUUUUACAUUUAGACGGCCAAAAUUGGGCUGUUCCUAAAACUAGAUCAAGCCUAACGGAUAAAUUUUUUGCAACUUUAAAUGCUAUUAUGAUUCUUUCGCAACGAAUUCCAGAUCAGUGCAAAUUAUUUACUCAGGCUGUACAGAAAAAUUCAUCGGAGUUCUUCCUUCCUGAUCCAGUCAAGGUUUUGACUCCUGCAAAAAAUCAAUCGGAUUCGAACAAAACAGGUGUCAAAACACGACUUUUUAAUGAAAAUAACGUGUCGAGUGAGUUUUUAAAAAAAGAACUAGCCGAUCGUCGACAGCACGCAAGAGAUAACCUACAACUAGCUCCACGUAUUCCGCCAAAACCUACUCUGCCAUCUGAACGCCGUUCAAUGGCUGGUACAAUUGAACCUCCCGAGUCUCCACGUGUUGCUGUGCUAUCUCCACACACAGGUACACGAGUAAUAGGACAUAUCGAGAGGCUUGUUACAGACUAUAUUCCUGACAACAUAAAGUACAAAAAGUAUGCCUCCGACCCUACUACUCCAUAUAAAGAUGGACAAAAAACUAUAUGGGGUGGAAGUUGCCCAAUGCUUAUUGAUAGAAACUCAGCCGCUCCUCUUCGAGGAGCAGAGUCAGCGUCGAGUUGCUCUUCAAUUGCAACAAGCGUCAUCGAGGAAGAAACGAUCGAAAUAAAACAAACCAAUAAUGAAAAAAUAAAUAAAAACUAUCCUUCAGACUCGAUUAUAAUCUCACCUGGAUUGACACCUUUUCAACAGCGAUCAGCUUCUGUACUUCAAGACAAUAAAAAUAAAAAUGUAUUUAACUUUGACGAGAAAGGACGAGACGAAACAAGAAACUUUACUGCAUUAUCUCCAUUAGAUCACCGAGAUAUAGAGGCUUUAGAAUUUUUUUGCCGACAAGUUGAAUCUCAGGUAAUGCUUCUUCGAGAAUCAAUGAAAAACUUAACGGAAUCUGUAGAAAAUCGAGAGGAGCCUGCAAUAUUUGUUUCACACUCAAAAUUUGUUAUACUAACAGCCCACAAAGUAGUUCACAGUGGACAAGAAAUUUCAGAACGCCUAGUUAAUCAAAUAAUUAAAAACAAAUUAAAAGAAGGUACUACUCAUCUGACAUUAUGCAUACGAGGAGUAGUUGCCGCCACUAAAACUGCGGCUUUAGAAUUUCCUGACCCAGCCGCAAUGAUGGAAAUGAUAAGUUCUGUGCUUGCUAUUGGCGAUGCUGUAAGAAUUAUACAUAGCGAAUGUCGUCGGGCGUUAGAUAGUUAGUAGUUAGAUACAAAGUUAAAAAAAAAAAAGCUUAAUUAAAAUUACAGACAUUAGGAAAGAUUUUCUAAACAAAUAAACGUUAAUGAAUAAGAUUUUUAAAUUAUUUUUUUUAUUUAAUUUUU